AUGGCGAAGAGAGCUGCAGAGAGAGCGGUUGCAGCAAUGAUGGGUUUGCUGAAGGAAAAUGCUGCAGAGGGAGAAAGUGGAGAGUCAGAGGGUGUAGCAGCGGGGCCACCUGCUGUGGAGGUUGGAGUAGGUGCAGGAGGUGAAGCAGAAGAGGCAGGUCCGCCGGUUGGUGUGGGGGCUGGAGGGGAAACUGCUGGAGAAGAGGCUGGUGCAGGUGGAGUUGCAGUUGGAGGAGUUGCAGUUGGAGGAGUUGCAGUUGGUGGUGUUGCUGGUGGCGGUGUUGCAGUUGGUGGUGUUGCUGGUGGUGGUGUUGCAGGUGCUGGAGAUCUGGGUGAUGGGGUUGCUGUUGGUGGCUGUGUUGGUGCAGCGGUUGGGGCUUGA
This is a messenger RNA of Vicia faba (fava bean), 381 nucleotides long. The record is from the annotation of a GenBank genome assembly. Lineage: Eukaryota; Viridiplantae; Streptophyta; Magnoliopsida; Fabales; Fabaceae.